GUUGAAUUAUCAGCUGACCCGGCUGGCUGUUGUUGAUGCCUGAAGUUGCUGCUGUUUGGCCGCUGUGUUGCUCUUAUCAGCGCCUGACGUUGGAGACAAACUAAAGCCGAGCAGAGGACGCGUCGGGCUUUUACCGGCAGGCGAGUUCACGAGUUACGUGGAAAAGCGCAGGAAGCCCCGAAGCCUGGAAGCGGGUUAAAAGGAAGACGGCGAGACCGCAAUCAGCUCUCUUUGUUUACGUCGCGACUGUCUGAACCGCGACAUUUCUUUUGUUUGCCUCCGAUCUAGAAUCGUUUUCUGCACGACCGUUAUUUAUGUUCCUACUUUAUUCCCGUGACGCGCAGGAGCAGCUAGCUCCUAAAAUAACGUUGGCGCAGAUAAACGGCGUUGGAGCUUUGCUGCUUUCGUAACCGCCCGACUGGGACAAACAGCGACAGAGACAAACAGCGACGAUACUCGGGCUUCGACACCCUGUUUUCUUUUCUUUCGUUUUUCAGGUGUCUUAUCACUGGGUCAGUCGGUCUGUUUGGAGACCAGACAGAUGAUGUUACAUCGGAGCAUGUGUGAGAAGUGUGUCUGUUGAACACGUCUGUUCAUUCCUGAAGUUGAAUCGAGGGAAUUAAUCUAAUUAGAUAUCGAUUUAAAACCACCACAACUGGUAAACGGGUCACUUACAAGCUGCCCUUGUAGGUUCAGCUUGGCGUGCAGGUCGCAUCAUCUGUUUGUGUGCAAGCUGUCAGGUCUCACUGACUGCUGUUUAUAACCUAACACUUUUUUUGUUUUCAUUUUAUUUCUUUAAUAACCUAUGACAUGUGAUAAACUGGCCGCCUAUUACUGUAAACCGUAGUUUGAGUAGCUGUUAGAUGCUCACAAGUGGGUAAAAAGUAGCUAGUUAUGAAUUGAAAUAGUCAUCAAACUACUGAGACUGCGCUGUGGUCCGGGACCGACCGGCGAGGAGAAAGGGUCCCUCACAGGGCCCCAUCGUGUCCUGAGGUGAGCGGCCCCCCACUACUUGCCAAUGCUGGACCUUGAGGUGGUGCCGGAGAGAUCACUGGGAAAUGAGCAAUGGGAAUUCGCCUUAGGGAUGCCGUUGGCCCAGGCCAUCGCUAUUCUGCAGAAACACUGCCGCAUCAUCAAAAAUGUGCAGGUGCUAUACAGUGAACAGACACCACUCAGCCAUGACCUCAUACUGAACCUGACUCAGGAUGGGAUCAAACUGCUCUUUGAUGCCACCAAUCAGAGACUCAAGGUGAUUGAAGUGUACGACCUGAGCAAGGUCAAGUUGAAAUACUGUGGAGUCCAUUUCAACUCUCAGGCCAUUGCCCCCACAAUAGAGCAAAUAGACCAGUCAUUUGGAGCCACGCACCCCGGAGUUUACAACGCUGCAGAACAGCUGUUCCAUCUCAACUUUCGAGGCCUGUCCUUUUCCUUUCAACUGGACUCAUGGAAUGAAGCUCCAAAAUACGAGAUUCCACAUGGCGCCAUGGUCAAGAGGAUGCACAUCUACACCGGCAACAACCUGCAGGAAACAAGGGCUCCCGCGAUGCCGUUGGCUUGUUUCCUGGGUAACAUCUUUGCAGAAAGCGUUGAUGUCCUGAGAGACGCUGCAGGGCCUCUGGGGCUUAAACUCCGACUUCUCACCGCAGGUUGUGGUCCUGGUGUGAUGGCUGAUUCAAAAGUGAGAUCCCUAGAAAGGAGCAUCUCCUUUGGGGAUUCGUGUCAGGAUGUACUGGGUGCUCUGGGCUCGCCGCAUAAAGUCUUCUACAAGUCCGAGGACAAGAUGAAGAUCCACUCUCCGUCACCUCACAAGCAGGUCCCUUCAAAAUGUAACGACUACUUCUUCAACUACUUCACCCUUGGAGUGGAUAUCCUGUUUGACUCUGCGACUCACCUGGUUAAGAAGUUUGUUCUACACACCAACUACCCCGGCCAUUACAACUUCAAUAUAUAUCAUCGAUGUGACUUUAAGAUUCCACUCGUCAUUAAGAAAGAAGGAGCCGAUUCUCAGACGGAGGACUGCCUGCUAACAACCAACAGCAAGUGGGAUCAGAUUCAGGAGCUGCUCGGUCACCCGAUGGAAAAACCCGUCGUGCUCCACAGGUCCUCAUCAGCAAAUAACACCAACCCGUUCGGCUCUACGUUCUGCUUUGGACUGCAGAGGAUGAUCUUUGAGGUGAUGCAGAAUAACCACAUAGCAUCCGUGACCCUUUAUGGGGCUCAUCGGACCUCAAGUCAAACCCGACCCGAGUCCAGCAGCAGUUCCCACUGAAUCAGUAACUAGAACCUCAUCCCAUCCUGGCCUGUCCUGAGUCGAGUAUCUCUGCUGACUGAAUGUCUAACCAGCACCAGAUUCAUUACCAAGCAGACCGAAACCAGAUGAAACAAAGUAAUUCCUACCAAGCUCAGAUGCUACUCACUGAACGGAACCGCAACCAGAAUCCAGAAUAACCAAGUAGCACCGGGUUCGAUUCAACCUUUCCUGCUGGCUCCCCGAGACUCUCUCUCCCAAUCAGACAACAUCUGGUCGCCACAGUCAACCCAACCCGGACUAUCCCAGGAACCAGGAUGCAGUGACAUGGUCGACAGUCGAUGGAACUAUCGGAAUAAUGUCUUGGUGGUGUGAGAAUAUCAAGCUCUCUGUGCUCAAAUAGUGCUCAGCUGUUUCCUGUUUCCAUCCAGUGACUCAAUUUGCCCAGAAACCACAGAACAGUACGUCCAGGCUGCAGUUUGGAUGGCAUGCUUCCACGGCUGCCUUUUUAUUGGACAAAAACCUCCAUCACUUUGUGGUGAGAUGAUCAGCAAUAUCAUCUGAACACACAUCUCUACAUAAACUGCUUGAGCCAAGGUCUUGAAACAACCUCUUGCUUGACCCACUAAAAAAACAUCAACCAACCACACUGCCAGCCCAACCAGUACCGCCUCCCUUCCUGCAACAGCCGAAGAACCAUGCUCGACCAGCCCAAUCAAAGCCCUGACACAUUUAAACCGCAAACAUCAAACCCAACGGGCCCAAACAAAAGCCUUCAGAGCACAUUGGAAACUCUUUAAGAAUUUUAAGCAGAAACGCAUGAUAACCCAGAUGUUUUCAGACAAGAGAAGAACCAAACGCCUGUAGGGUUUGGGCAUACAUGUGGCACAGAACACAUCCACAAGGGCCGGCUGACCAGAUGUGAAGCCUCCCCGAGGAAAAACGGUCCAAACAUUGUCAACAGUAUUGUCUCCCUCUCAAACCGUCUCAACAGUUCUACACAGUUCAAACGCACACUCACAAGCACAGCACUCAACACUAUUAACCCACCACAGCUGUUAUGUGCAGCUCUAGAUGUUGUUGUGUCUGUCUCUUAUUCACAGACACACACACACGCACACACACACUUGGAUAAAUGAGCAUCUGCAUGUAUAUUGGAGGCUGUUACGAAGUUUUCACAGCAUCCGAUUCAAACACGCACAUAUAUUUAGUCUCUCCACUCAUAUAACGUGUUUCCAACCCACAAAAUAUGGUUUAUCUUUUAGCGUUUUUUUAAUGCAAACCAAACAUGCAGACAUGACACAAAGAUUUACAUGCAAGAUGAUGAUUUUGAAUGAGGAAAGUUAAGAGCACAAACUGGCAACCUGUUUCUAUUUGUAUUUGGUCCUGCGUGUCGCGAGGGGCCUACACUCGUCUGCCCUGCUUUAUUCGUUCACACCAUGACCAUUUCCACCGUGGUCUCUUUUUACAUUUGCACUAAUAUACACCUUUUUUACUUGAUGGCUUCAUUGAGCCCUAUCCUCACACACAGAUUUGUGGAGGCAAUUCGGAGAGAUGGUGGUGUGCGUGUUUUUAUCCACGAGCUUAGUCGUAAGACGGGUCCUCCCACAGUGCACGAUGUAUGUGGUCAUAUCAUCUGUGUUACACUCAUCCGCCUGUUCCCUUCUCUACACGUGAUUGAUACGUCACAAUUCUUCCCGCAGUAAUGUCUGCAUUUAUUGUUGUAUUGCCAAAUGCUUCAGCCAAAGACGAUUCUGCAGGAUUUCAUGUGAUCAGCGGUCAUUAUUGUGCAGAGGGUCGUUAGUUGUCUGUCCCCCUUCUCUUGUGUCUUGUAUGUCAAACCUGAACAUUUCAGUCAUUGCCGCGGUAACGCCUCUAAAUUCAGCUCCUUGUUUCUGUAAUUGCUGACAGUAAUUACACAAGACGUUGACUCGUGUGUUGUGAUACCGAUCAGCCUGUCUUUCAUCAGGGUUUGCUUACAGCCACAGAUACUUUAACAAUAGUAGUGUUCUAUUGUACACUUGUUUGUUGUUGUCAGAGCUAUAAUUAAAAAACAUCCUCUGUGAAUUCAGUACAUUUAAACCCAUUUAGGAAAUGGGAAAGAACAUUAUCAUUCCGUUAUAACAUUUGAUUCCCUCCAAAAGACUGAAUUUGGAAUAUUUUUCCUCAUAGGCAUUUAAAUAAACUGUUUAAUCAUUUGAUCCUUUUGAUACAUAUUUCAUUUGUUUUGUUUUUCCUUUACUGUUGAAUUUGUGAUUGCAUGUACCAGCACACGUUAAUACAUCGAUGUUGAAGUCAGGACACCUUUACAUAACCAAAUAUUGAAAGCAACUGAGGAAUUGAGUACAAUAAGGCUGCUUGAAGAUGGGUUCCAGUGCAGUAUUUUAGGAUCUACACAAAGAUGUCUUGUUUGUAACAACUUGAAGUCAGUUUCGACGUGUUCAAGUGGCUUCACUGUGGCAUUUUAAUAUCCAUUACUUGGGUUGUCUUCAUGUUCUUUACUAACCCAAACUGACUAAAUCAAAUGAUUGAUUUCAUCCUUCAUUGAAACAAGUUGCAUCACAGUGUGAGUUAGUUUGUUACAAGCAACAGCCAAACAACAUUACUGCAUUUCUGAUUCAUUAUUCAUUAUAUUAUUAAAUAGGAAAAACUUUUACAAUUAUAGCCUUUAUUUACAGCACUAUUUCAUGUGGUAUUUUACCACACAAGAAUACCUGUGGGAAUUAAUUUAUGUGCUGUGUAAAGUGUUGGUUUGGCUGUUCUGAUAUACAAUUUUCUAUGUAUUUAGGCCCUGUUUCUUCAAGCUGAUGUUGUACAAAUGCUGUAAAUAGCUGAAUGCUCUUAGUUGGCAUCCUUUUAUUUACAUCCUCUUAUUGGCUUUGCAAUGACAUAACUGACUCAGGCUGAGUGUUUUAAAAUGUCUUCCUUAAAGCCCAACUGCAUCAUUAAGAAGCAGUUAUUUUUGUACUGCAGACCACUCUGUAUUUGUGUGCACUGCUGAGGCUGCAAGUACUCUGUUGAUUCCACAAAAACAUCUUAAAAUAGAAAAGCUCCAUUUGUGCUGGAAGGGAAACAAUCUCAAAUCUGUACUGGAGGAGAACUCGUGUUUUCAAGCGUAAACAACUAGAAAUCAAUAUUUUAUUUGCUGCAGUCCGAAUGUGUACUAGUUGAGGUGAUUGGGUUUUGGGGCGCAUGAGAUAUGAAUGUUUUACAGUCUGGUUUCUCAUACUGGGAUCCAAAAAGCUAGCUGAUGUUUCAAGAUAAAUUGAACAAAUAGUGUUUUUUUAUUUUUUAUUGAGCUCCACUAAAGUUAGGAACCUGGAACCACAAAGUUCCCAAAUCCUGCUUUGGUUGAUCUGCAUGACUUGAACACGGAAACCCAUUUAAUAUAAUUGCCAUGGUGGCUAUAUUCCAACGUUUUGCUCAAAUUUGCUUUUGUACAAGUAAAAACGUGAAAAUGAAGGGAAACGCAGUUGAACCUCAAAUCCCACCGAGCCCGUCUUUGACUUCUGUCUUUAUCCCCUCUGUACAAAAUGAUCUCAUUGUUCAUAUAGUUAUAGACUAUAUUUAAACCGCACUGAACAGUACGUGUGUGCAUGUAACGGAGCAUUAGCAGCGAGUUAACGUAUGGCCUUGCCUUUUUAGUUUUCUUGGAAGGCUGCUUUGGCAUCACCGAGACAAGGCAAAAGUUAGUUCUCUAUUUCCGUAAACGUAACGUAAUCCGUUGUGGAAUGUCAAUGUUAGUAAUGCCAAACAAACGGAACAAUGUGUUCACAACCCUUCAAGGCUCAUCAUGUUUAGUUACUAAGGAAUACAUGAUUUUAGAAAUGCAGUUCUUCUUUUAGACCUGAAGGAAACCCAUUCCUCGCCUGCUUCAACAACAUUCAUUGAUUAUUCCUCAAAACAACUUGUUAUUUAAGCGUUGCUGCUUCGGAAACGGAUGGCGCAAUUGUGAUAUGAAAAAACAAACAAUAUUCUUUCAAACAAUACAUACAUGCUCAAUGAUUAUAGGGAAUCUGAUUAUUCAAUAUAUAAUUCACCCCAUAAAACAGCUCGAACCGUUAACCCAGUUUUGGUAAACUGAGCCCAGGGAGGGCUACGGGUCGCUGGGCAGGAAAACUCACCCGAACUCAGGUGGACUUAUCCCAUCCUUGUUUUUCUAAAAUGUUUCCUGUAGUUAAUAAGUGAAAAGUAAGCAUGUCUUUUUAAUCCAAAUGCUAAAAUAAGUUCAUUAAUACUGAAUGCAGAGAACUCCAAUUAUUUUUGCAUUUCCACUGAACAAAAUGCAAUAACAAUACUAUAUAGUGCAUAGAGAAAGAUUCGGUUGACUGAAGCUUUGGUACAGCACAAUAAUUAUCGCUGCGUUGUGAAGGUUGCUGAAGUAAGCUUCUGCUGGUAACUCAAAUGGGAUAAUUCGGCUGGACUGUAAUGAAAAUAAAUUCCCUCAUCAAUGUCAAAGUUCAUUGUAUGUACAAACAAGAUAUGAAAAUGUGAUGAAAACAUUUAAUAAAAAUGUGGAUGUGCAAAA
This is a messenger RNA of Gasterosteus aculeatus aculeatus (three-spined stickleback), 6776 nucleotides long. RefSeq names its product phagosome assembly factor 1. NCBI's taxonomy places the organism in Eukaryota, Metazoa, Chordata, Actinopteri, Perciformes, Gasterosteidae. The record is from RefSeq and is a predicted model, not a curated record. Gene Ontology annotation, cellular component: dendrite; trans-Golgi network; synaptic vesicle membrane. Gene Ontology annotation, biological process: Golgi to plasma membrane protein transport.